This is a messenger RNA of Hyaloscypha bicolor E, 1135 nucleotides long. RefSeq lists its product as uncharacterized. The transcript has 5 exons. Gene Ontology annotation, biological process: protein folding in endoplasmic reticulum. The coding region runs from base 64 to 849 and encodes 261 amino acids. Gene Ontology annotation, cellular component: membrane; EMC complex. Lineage: Eukaryota; Fungi; Ascomycota; Leotiomycetes; Helotiales; Hyaloscyphaceae. The record is from RefSeq and is a predicted model, not a curated record.
CAACUUUUUGACGAGACCUCCCUUUGUCGUCGCCAUCGACGAGCUUCCAUAUCACCAGCAACGAUGGCGCAAAUUCCUGUUCAGACGAUCCAUAGGGAUCCACAGCUCUUCUACUGGAUCCUGAUCCCAAUCACGGUUGUUAUGAUACUAACAGGAAUCCUCCGCCACUACGCAACAGUCCUCAUGGCCACAACCCCGAAAAAGCAAGAGCUCCCCGCAAUCCGCGAACAGCGCUCCCUCCUCCGCGGCAUCAAUCUGCGCACAAACGCAAAUGCCAUCUCCCCGGUUUCCUUCCAAGCACGGAAAGACUACCUCGUAAACGCAUACGAGAAAGGCGAUUUUCUCAAAGAGCCGGAUAAGAAGGGCCAAGCGGCACCGAACCCGAUGACGGAUCCGGCCGCUAUGGAGGGCAUGAUGGGUAUGAUGAAGGGGAAUAUGGCGAUGAUGAUCCCGCAGACUUUAAUCAUGGGGUGGAUUAAUGCGUUCUUUAGUGGUUUUGUGAUGAUCAAAUUGCCGUUCCCGUUGACGAUUAAGUUUAAGAGUAUGUUGCAGGCAGGUGUUGCGACCAGGGAUAUGGACCCGCAGUGGAUGUCGUCUAUCUCGUGGUAUGUAUUGUGUAUAUUUGGACUGCAAUCGGUGUUCAACUACCUAUUGGGAAGUGAUAAUGCUGCCAGUCAGAUGGCGCAGCAGAUGGGUCAGAUGGGCCCAGGAGCUGGAGCGCAAAUGUUUGGACCGGGUGUAGAUCCCGACAAGCAGUUCCAGGCUGAGGCAGAGAAUCUGUCUGUGUUGGCUCAGGAGUACACCUUGGUAGGUGUGGAGGAGAGGCUUUUGGAGACGGUGAGAGUGUGAUCAGAGAAUUCUGCCUGAACCAUUGUAUAAUAUGAGCUGGUAUAAUCCAGGAAUUGACAGCAACAACGCUGAGUUGAACGUCCGGAUUGCUAGGCAAGGCCGGCAGUGGUCCGGUCCAAGCCUGAAAAGUUGGUGUCGUUGAUUCGAAGAUGCUGAGCAGCUCCAAUAGAAUAUUCGUGCUGCAUUUCGAAUCGUCGAGAAUCUAUUAAAGAGCCUAGAAUAAUUUCUGUUGAUCUCUUUCGCUUGCACUUUUGGCCCGCUGGCUUGAGGCCAGGUUCCACUGCUG